AUGCAGUCGCAUACGUUCUCGCGCGCGCGGGGCGUGCCAAUAUGCGUGAACGGAUCGUUCUCACAUUACGGACUCCAUGAACAACAGCCGUCAACUUCUCGUGGCAUAUCACGUUCGACAUCUCUUGCAUCGAGCAGACUGCGAGGAGAGACGAUAGAUCCGUCUCUUCCUCCAACCUUCAUCCCGCGAUUUCACGAUGAAGCCGCUGUUCGACGGAUGCAGUAUCGAAGGCUGGGACAAACCGAUAUGAUUGUCUCCAAGAUUAGCUUUGGUUCUGCACCUAUCGGUGGCAUGUUUGGAAAUGUCGAAGAUUCCAUAACGCAAAUAGUUGAAACCGCUUUGCGGAACGGUAUCAACCUUAUCGAUACAGCAUAUUGGUACGGACGAGACCGUAGCGAAUCAAUCCUUGGGAAGAUUCACGACGCUGAUUUCGAACCGCAACGAAAUAUAAUUUUGUACGAGACUUUACAAGCUCUUGAAAUGGCUCGAAGUUCUGGCAAGAUACGGUAUAUCGGGCUUGCCGGGUACGGACUACAAAGGCUAGCCUCACUUAUUGAAUGCUCCUCGGUUAGAAUUGAUGUUUUGCAAACUUAUAGUCAUGGUUCUAUGAAUGAUAACUCAGUUGGCGAAUUCACUUUUAUGCUUCAGAAUAAGGGUAUCGGUGUUCUUAAUGGAUCUCCUCUAUCAAUGGGUCUCCUGACGGAGCAAGGCCCACCUCCAUGGCAUCCGGCUCCAGAUUUCAUCAAAGAAACUUGUUUAGCUGCCACACAUUACUGUAUGUCGAAAAACAUGUCGAUCUCAAAGCUAGCUUUGGCGUAUGCCUUCGAAGUGCCAGGGAUGAGCUCUUGUAUAGUCGGUAUGGAUAGCAUACAGCAGGUACGAGAUAAUAUCGCACUGUGCACUUCAUGUACUCCUUUGACGGAUCUCGAAGAACGCGUGAGAGAUCGGAUUAUGAGGAGGUACUUCGAUCGGCUUGAAAACGCGGGAUGGAGCGAUGUUGAUGUAGCCGCUUAUUGGAAGCGACUGAAAAAACUGGGCUUGACUGCUCUCGCCACGCACAGGCACUCUUCCGUCGAAAGCCUUUCCAGCACGCUCAACGGUCUAUCGAUGCAGUCGUCAGCCAGCAGCUCCGAACGCCAAAGCCAGCCGCGAACGCCACGAAGUCGGAAACGAUCAAAGACGAUAUCGUAGAGAUCGCUCUUAAACUGCUCAAAACUCAUAUAUUUGCCUGGAUUAGGCACAAUGUCAC
Molecule: messenger RNA, 1249 nt
Organism: Cylicocyclus nassatus
Lineage: Eukaryota; Metazoa; Nematoda; Chromadorea; Rhabditida; Strongylidae
Source: the annotation of a GenBank genome assembly